Polychytrium aggregatum is the source of this 6228-nucleotide messenger RNA. RefSeq lists its product as uncharacterized. Gene Ontology annotation, cellular component: brahma complex; nucleoplasm; SWI/SNF complex. Gene Ontology annotation, molecular function: nucleosome binding; DNA binding. The transcript is spliced from 6 exons. The record is from RefSeq and is a predicted model, not a curated record. Bases 142 to 6060 code for a protein of 1972 amino acids. Gene Ontology annotation, biological process: chromatin remodeling; regulation of transcription by RNA polymerase II; positive regulation of DNA-templated transcription. Lineage: Eukaryota; Fungi; Chytridiomycota; Chytridiomycetes; Polychytriales.
CAGGCAGUGCAGGAGAAGAUGCUGCCGCGGCUGACGGGUCGGCACUGGAUUAGUUCGAUCGAUCGGGCAUCUCGGUGAUGGUGCUUUGCGAAUGGCCCCGCAACUAACUGCCUCGCAACUCCUGUGUGCCUACGCCAUCGUAUGUCGCGGCGCAAUCGGCUGCCGCCUAUUCCGGUGGGCAGUUUCCUGACGGGCGGACAGUUUGGAUCGUCCGACGCCAUCCAGCCCACAGGAUCAAGCACGGCAGGGGAGAGCCUAGGUUCAGACUUCCUGAACGACUCGGCACUCUUUGGAUAUAUCGAUGAAUCGGCCGGUGACUCAAUCCCUCCCGAUCGUACCGAUAUCCCCGGCGAUCCAGCAGCCUCCACCCUCCAGUCCAACCAUUCCUCGCUCGCCGGCUCGUCAGCCUCGGAGCCAGCCUCGGAGAUGGGCUGGUUCACCGGGGGCCAUGGUGCCAAUCUCGAUCCAGCGUCGGCAACACAUCUGCACAAGUCGGCGGCAAACCCAUCAGCUCCCCUGUCAUCGCAGGGUGACGUGCCUGUCUCCUCGAAACAGGACCUGUCUGGGCCAUCCAUGGCGAUGCAUUCCGUUGCCCAGUCGCAUGUGUCAAGAUCGGCGUCGCCGUAUCCCUAUUCAUCACCGCAGCCUCAGCCAGCGGCGUUGGGCCAUUCGCUGCACCGAGAUGGACAGCGGCCGCUCGGCUCGCAGUCGUCCACCCAGCUUUCUGACUCGACAGGCCCAGCAAUGACAGUCCACCCUGCUAGCAUGUCCCUGCCCAACGCAUCCCACCUUCCCCAGACCCUUCCUGCGUUGUCGACCUCGAUUUUCUCGAGUCCCAGCCCAACGCCAUCACAGCUCAUUGCCGGAUCCCCGAUAUCUGCCCCCGACCCGGCAGGCAUAGCCUUGAUGCAGAGGUCGUCACAAACAGGACAGCUCCAGCAGGUUCCUGGCCCAAAGACGCCCAAACCGGCUUCAGCAUCGAGAACCCCAUCGAAUCCGCCAACGCCUGGACAGGGCGAGUUUCUGGACCCCAUCGCGACGAUGCAAACCUCGAAUGCAGCUCAGAGUCAGGCUCCACACAGCAACCAGAGCCUGUCACUUGCCCAAAGCCAGCUCCUCGCCCAAAAUCAAGCGCUUCCCCAGAGUCCUGGUCUCCCCUUCCGACCAUCGAUCGGCAGUGCCGCGUCUGCCACGCACGGCACCCCUCAAAAAUUCCCCCAGCUCAGCCUGCAGCAGUUCCAGCAAUCCCAGCAACUCCAGCUUCAGCAGUCCCAACAACUCCAGCUCCAGCAGAUGCAGUACAAGAAUGCCCUCUCUCGGAUGCAGUCUCAGGCCUACGACCAGCUCCAGCUUCAACAGAUGCAGCAGAUACAGCAAAUGCAGCAGCUCCAGCAGAUGCAACAACUGCAGCAGAUGCAGCUCCAGAACCCGCUCAUGUCUAUGCCUGCAGGUGUACGACCCGGGGGCGCCCCGUACAUGGGUGCCUUUGGCCAGAUCCAAGGUGCCAAGCCCUAUGCCGGCGCUGUCCCUGCAGGACUCAACGCUGCCAUCGUAAGCCAAGCCGGGAUUUCGAUUGCACAGCAGCAGCCACAGUAUUCGCAAUUCUCGGGCUCUCUUGUGGCAAAUCCCCAGCAGCGCAUGGACUCGGCGUGGAUGCUGCAGCAGAUGCAGCAAAUGCAGCAAAUGCAACAAAUGCAACAGAUGCAGCAGAUGCAGCAGAUGUCGGGCCAGGCCUAUCAGCAGCAACAGCAGCAGCAACAACAGCAGCAGCAACAACAGCAACAACAACAACAGCAGCAGCAACAACAACAACAGGCGCUGCUGCAGCAAUCGUUUCUGCAACAGAAUCCUCAAGCUGCUCUGCAGCACACUGCCACGCAGCCUGGGCAGUUAUCUGCCCACCAAGGUGGCCAGCCUCCAUCUCACAUCGCUGCCUUGGCUGCUCAAUCGGGAGUCCAAUCCGUGCUCAUGGGCUCACAGCAGCUCCAAACUCCUUCGACGCCCCAGCAAUCGGCAGGUCAGCUUCCUGCGCAGAUUGCAGGUCACCCUGCAUCGCAAAUGCCGUCGCGCCCCUCGCCGUCCCCGCAAAAUACCCCUCCACAGCCUCAGACGUCGCAGCCCGGAGCAACCUCGGCCGGUUCGAGCUCGCUUAGCAGUCAAAUCCGUCAUGGGAUCCAGCAAGCGCUGCAGUCGACCCAGCAAAAGCUCUCCCCACAUGACCAACGGCCGUCGCCAGGCCAAGCUCAGGCACAAAAGACGUCACUCGCCCAAAUGAUCACGAGUGUGCCCCCAAACGCUGCCCAACCUGCCUUUGCCACUGAUCCUCUAGCAGGCUCAGGUAUUCCUCCUGCAGCAGUCGCUUCCUCCGAGGCGAACGGCGUAGUUCUGGAGCAAGCAAACGACCAAGCUGUGGUCGGCAGCAGAUCAAUGCAAAGCCCCGACGCUCUGGAUGGAUCAAAAACGGCGGAGCCCUCCCAACUUGCGAUGCCCUCGAGCCAGCCCGGCCAUUCUGCGGCUGCCGCUCAUCUGCAUGGGGAUGUGGACCCGUCUCGUUCGCACGAACACUACGGUCGUAGCUUUUCGAUUUCCUCGAUCAAUGCACGUCCCGACUUUGACCGGAUCUUUUCCGUGUUCUGGAAGCGGAUGCAAAAGGCCAUCAGCGAGACCGUCAUGCCACCAUCAACCGAUCCGGCGCUGCGGCAGAGAUACGCCAUCCUCGAGAAGCGCAAGUCGACGCCAUUCACCUCGUUUGUCAGCUUUGAAGGAUGCACCGUCGAUCUGCACCUGCUGUGCAGGCUCGUGAUUGGUCAUGGAGGCUGCGAGCAUAUACCCGAUUGGUCGCUGAUCACGUCCAAACUCGGGCUUCGUGCCAUUCAGCCGAUCCAGAUCCGGGAUCUGUAUAUUUUUUGGUUCCGAGAGUUUGAGCAGUUCAUCCUCGGCAACAAGAAGCUAAUGGCAGCUCACGAACGGAGUGCAUCUGUUCAGGCGAUGGCAAACGUAUUGGUGGACAGGACCCAGCCGGCAUCGGGCUCUGCUGCUGGUCAUGGUCGACCUUCGGCAGCAGGCACCAAUGUCACAAGCGCUGGAGCAGCUUCUGGUGGCCCCUAUCCUCACGGCGCCGGUAGUCAUGCAGAUGGACUGCCGCUGGAUCACUCCAAGAUUGCAAGUCCCGCACUCUCCCACGCAAGUGCGGAGGUGCUUGGUCGAUCCCCUGUCAUAACGAGCACUGCCGCCACUGCCACCGUCCCUCAAACAAUGGAUCCAUCGGCUUUGCACGGUCCAGCUUCCAUCCAGCAUCGCGCCGAGCACGCAGCUCCCGGGACGGACACACCAUCAGCAAAUGCAGCUGGAAUCAAGAUGCCUCCGGCCGUCGCUGGACUUGGCGAGCCAGGCCGUUCCGAUGUAAAAACGCAACCUGGUGCAGCCCCUGAGUUUGCACAACAAAGUCCAGGUACACCGCCUGUAUUUUCAACUCCUGUUCGCCUGGUGCAGCAACAGCAGCUACCAUCAACACCGCAGCAGCAGCAGCACCAGCAGCAGCAACAACAGGUGCCAUCACCGUUGGUCCACACUUCUAUGGUCGGUCAGCAUCCACCGCUUCCGUUGAUGACGCCCCAGCCGCACGCCUUCCCCCUUCAACAGCAGCUUUUCCAGUCGCAGCUCCCAUAUUCUCCAGCGGCCGGGCAUUUGGUCGGCUCGAUGCAAAAGGGCCCUGGCGAAAUGGUCUAUGGCGUUCAGCCGGGUGCGGUUGGCGCUGCGCAGACUGCUCCUUCGGCUGGUCCGGCUUUGUACCCUGUGGCCCCUCCCAAGGGCAUGCCGCACAUGAUGAAGCCCGGCUUGAAGCAGGGGCAUCCGGCUCAUGCCUCGUUCCCUUCCGAAGGCGAGGGGGGCAUGAUGGCCCAUGGAUCUCGACACCUGCAAACACCGGCGAGCGGUCGUAUCGACAGCGCAUACGCUGGCAUCAACGUCGAUCUCUUUGCGAACUUCAAGCAUCACUAUCCAAUGUCGAAAGAGCAGCUUGGCUCAGUAGAGAUAUACACACUGACGAUGCAACUCAAGUGUGGCAUGGACAUUGCCGUCGCGUACGCUCUCAAUGUCCUUUCGGUCAUCAGUUCGACGGAUGGAAGUCAGAACGAUUACCCGAUUCUCUACCUCGAGCGAUGCCCACUCCUUGCGGACGAGCUGCUCAAGCUGUGGAUCCGAUGCUUUGAAACAGAGUGCAAUGGCGUCGCACGGGACUCAUCAUUGCGGCCUCCAGGCCGCAAGCGGAAACGCGGCGACGUGGUUGUCAAAGUGGAGAAUGGGAUUGAUGAAGGUGUCCAGAUCGAUCGGAAGCGCACGAUCGAUUCCGGCUCAAGGAAUGGGGCUGAGACCAAGCUUGCAGCUGAAUCCUUGGCGUUAUCGACGGCGCUUCAUCGGCCGCGGACCAAGGAGCACCGUGACACCCCCGAGCGCCUUCUGGGCGUCGAUCUGUCGAACGGCUUCAUCAUGCGGCGCGGCGACUGGAACGACAACGCCUGCGGACAUGAGCAUCGCCAAAAAAUGGAGAUUGCCUACGCCAUCAGCAACAUUGUCCGUAACCUGUCAUUCGUUCCCGAGAACCAACGGUACCUUGCCCGGCACCCUCGGUUCAUCGAGGCGCUGGUCACCAGCGUGCGCGGCAGGUGCCUCGAUAACGACAAUGGCUCACGCUUGGCAAGAAAAUACAAGAAGCGGACGCGCGCAAAAAUCGAUGGGGAUGAUGCGAAUCUCGGUCUUGACGAGGACGAAGACGAGGACGAGGACGAGGACGAAGAUGAAGACGAGGACGACAACGAUGAGCUUCCAGUGUUUAGUUUUCUUCGAUAUGGCGGAGAAUCUGAAGGCGAUAGCGACGACAACGACGACGACGACCGCAGCGUCGAUCAACGCAUUGCCGUUUUGCGCACCAACUGCAUCACCGCUGCCCGACUGGUCGAGCAUCGGCAGAAUGCGGUCGUUGUCCUGUCCAACUUGGGCACCCAGCUCCGUUUGAAUCCAAGUCUGCAGCACAUCCCUGGGCCAGGCAGUCAUCACAAAUCCACUCCGAGCGACCCCUUUCCUGUUGCAGUCAAUGGUGCGAUCACCGGCGGCGCCCAUUCGGCCACAUCAAUCCAUGCCCCUGGUUCGACGAAUGCACCGCCGGGCCGCGAAGCCAAGGUAGUGAAGGCAAUUUUGGAGCUGAUCGCAGACUAUUGCGAGGCUGAUAUUGGAGACGACGACGACUUUUACGCCGGCGUUGCCCUGGAUGCCCUUGCCAAGACUCUCGUGGUGUCAAGCAACCAAGAAUCUGUUCAGCGAUGUGCAGACACCAGCCUGCUCUGUCGACUUUUGGAUCGGGUUGUGGAGCUCCUUCCUGGCCCGGGGGAAAUCGGGCGCGGCCGGACCGAGGUUGGGACCACUACCCAGCAAAGCGAACAGCAGCAGGCGCGGCUUGAAUGUGCUCUGAUGGUGAUCCAUAGCCUGCUACUGAUCGGCCAUGGCCACGAGGGCCGCGCAAUGUCGCCGACCGAAACCCCAGGCCACGACGACACAGCAGCGAGGAGCCAAAGCCGCAGCCCAGCGCAAGGCUUGCUCGAGCGCCUUGGAAGUCAGACACAUGUCCUUCGGUACCUCGUUUCGCUGAUUCCGACGCCAGACGGCCUCGCUCCAGGGCGGUCGCGGAUGGAUGCGGGCGGAAUCGGCGUGACGAGUUCGAUCCGGCUGCGGAUCAUCCAGAUCAUGAUGGAGCUGGCGCGCAGCAGACCGAACCGCAAGUCCAUGAAGCUGAACGGCGUUGAGGACGACAUCUUGGCGAUCAUGGUGCACGAAGAAGGUCGCCGGACGGCAGCAGCCCGAAGCAGCGAAUUGGUCCUGUCGGGCCAAGGCGGAGGCGGUAGCGGAGGCGGACGUGGCCCUCUGGCGACUCCAAGCAAACUGCAGCCUGGCGCAAGUCGGCGACCAGGCCCGACGGGAGGAGCAACCGGGAUCGACACCGACGCGAUCGAGAGCGAGGAGAUUGCCAAGCAGCUGGCCGAACUCCUGUUUCUGAUCAACUCGUGAGCGCCGCGGCCGCCCCGACCCACAAGCGAUCCGAGCCGCCGCACACUAGAUGCACAAUACAAAAAAAGCAACAACAAUAUCAGCCGGAACCCCAAGGAAGUGGGCCACGAUUCGGCGGCAUUGUAUGGAGAGCGACUGGAGUGUGGCUGGAGAGUGGUCGGAUGGCGG